UGGUGCGAAAAGAAAGUCAAUUUUCAAUUUGGAAAAACUCUGCACAAAAUAAAGUAUUUUUGAGCUUCUCACCAAAUAUAAAUACAAAUAAAUGUGAUAACUUUCGCGUUAUGACACAGAUUUUACAAGGGAUUGGGCUUUUGCUGCCUUAUUUAUCCCUUUUGUUUGUCGGACUCCUCAGCAUCGUAAAAACGUAUUAUUUCAUCCGACGAAAGUUCCCCAUAACAGUCAACUGUUGGUUUUGCAACAAGUACCAAAAGUUGCCUUACGAUUCGCGAAAUUCGUUCGUUUGUUCGGAUUGCAAGCAGUACAAUGGAUUCACCAAGGAUGGGGACUACAAUCAACCCAUUCCCGAGAUGUAUUACAGCAAACUGAAUCCCCUGACGAAUUGUGUCUUCAGCGAGGAAAAUGUCUACGCGCUGAAGAAAACAAACGGGCUGUGCUAUAAUUGUAACAGGAAUCAGGAGCUGAAAAUUUUGCAAUUGGCUUCAUUUGUGCCUGACAAUGAGGAAAACUACGAAGAAGAAGUUGAACAGUAUCGACAGACGUUGGAAAAGUCCUAUCGGUUGUGUGCUCAAUGCGAGCGAGUUGUGAACAGGUCAUUGAAUCAGGUAAAACGACACAUUUUUGGAUCAAAAAUGUCGAAAAUCAGCGAGAAAUUGCAAAACAUUAAAAACAAUGCGAUGCCAGCUGCAAAAAAGAUUCGUUUAAUCAAAAUAAUCGUGAAUACGAUUUUUGUCGUUACAAUUAUAAACUUUUUUAUGGCAUUAAAUGAAGUAAGUGUCGCUGUCGAGGAUUUAAUUAACACUUUUGGAACAGAUAUUGCAGAAAAAAUGCUCGUUGUCAUAUCGUACGUUUUGGCAAUGAAAUCUUUAGUACUUGAAAUUUUCGCACAAGCACUGAACAAUCCCAUUUUGCAAGGAGCUUUCCUUUAUAUCACAACAGGUCUUGGAUUUUUUAAAAGAGUGACCGGAGAGAUUGAUUUGACCCCAUUUUCGACGUUGGACGUCAAAGAAUUUAUAAAUAUUUCAACGAUGCUCGGAACACUCAUGCUCAUCAUCUUGUGCAACAAACAAAAUUUGGGUAAUCAACUCGCCUUGCUAUUCUUUUGCAGUUUGAAGACCUUGUUAGACAACCACGAGAAAUUGGUAGAUCCAAUUGAGACGGAAAAUCUGCGGAGAUUAGAUGUGAUUUGUGUUUUCAUGACACUCGUUAUGGCUUACCGGUGUUUGGAUCAGUCCAAUUUGACAUUUAAACAUUGUGACGAUUUGAAUAAGAGCUUCCACAAAAUAUGUCCCGAAAUGGACGAAGAAGAGUCGGAGCAAGAAGAACUGGAUGACACGACAUACAGUGACUCUUGUAGUAAACUACUGAAUAGUACCUUAAAGUCACAUGCCAAUUUUGAGUACAUCAAUAAUAAUGGCUCCUUUUACCAAGAACCAAAUCACUUUAAUAGCUAUAGUCGAACUCCGUCUGUUCUUUCAACUUCCUUCAAGUCACCCUCCGAAUUGAACUGUUCCCGCAUGUCCUCAAAGCAACAAGAACUAGAUAAUGUAGGUAAAUUAACGCAAUUGAAUAUCACACAACAAAGUCUCAAUAGAUCUGCACGGCCAUUCUCAGCAACGAUGGAAAAUCCUUUUUACAAUCACAUUAACCUGGACAGACAAACACCUGCAAGUGUCGCUAGUUAUCGGGCACGCGCGAUAAUUUCGCCACCUAAAUUGACUCGGGACCCAGUGCAUCACGGGGAAGCAUCAUGGGUCGCCGGAGGCUUUUGGACUACAUCACCGAAAAAAUCACAAGUACCUGCAAAUACAGACUUUAUGCCAAUUAUGUCUCGAACAUCCUCUCAAAGUAGUGGGUUUGAGUCGCAAGCUGGCAUCGGAUCACGCGAAAAUUCCGUAGAAAAAUGUACAAACUCUACACUGACGAGUAAUUUGGGCAUUCGUCCGAUUCGACCGAAUCCAGUGUAUGCUGGAACAGAAAAUCAAAGAUUAUCUACGUCUUUCACCUCAAUUAGCUCACCUUAUCGCACCCCCUCAAUCAAUGAAAUGACUUUUACGAAACCAUCGUUAUCUGUGUCACGAGCAUCUCUUGCCAGUCGUCAAUCGAAUCGCAGUAUCUUUGGGGAAAAUAAUUUCAAUGAUACCAACAGUUUGUACAGCUACCGGUCGAAUGGACGUUUUGUCUCGCCAACAUCACCUAAAAAUCAAUUCAACAGUUCUCGCAGCAUUUUCAACAUGAAGAAAUUUAGGACUGACCUUCCAAACUUGUAAUUAACAAUACCUCCUUAUUUUUGAUACUCAGGACUGCCAAGCUUUGGAAAAAAUUAUUUUUUAUUAGAUAUUAAGAACAGAUGGAUUAUUAUUAUGUUUUUGUUUGUUAUUUUGAAAUAUUGUUAUUCAUUUCUGAACUAUGACAAGUCAUUAAAAAAACUGCCAAACAUGCAAAACGGAUUAGGUAUAAUAAAUUAGCGUUAUAAUUUCACAUUUUUAAUUAUAUUAAACACAAAUUCACCUGUCUUACAGAUAAUAAUUAUUAUAAUUUGAUGAAAUGCAGCUUAUACUUAAAAUUAGAUUUAGGUAAAUUAAUUA
This is a messenger RNA of Culicoides brevitarsis, 2594 nucleotides long. RefSeq lists its product as uncharacterized. Gene Ontology annotation, biological process: nuclear migration along microtubule. Gene Ontology annotation, molecular function: actin filament binding; lamin binding. Bases 111 to 2276 code for a protein of 721 amino acids. Gene Ontology annotation, cellular component: nuclear membrane. The record is from RefSeq and is a predicted model, not a curated record. The transcript has 2 exons. Lineage: Eukaryota; Metazoa; Arthropoda; Insecta; Diptera; Ceratopogonidae.